Varanus komodoensis (Komodo dragon) is the source of this 1809-nucleotide messenger RNA. It is a transcript of the gene SYNGR2, whose product is annotated as synaptogyrin 2. The record is from RefSeq and is a predicted model, not a curated record. Lineage: Eukaryota; Metazoa; Chordata; Lepidosauria; Squamata; Varanidae. Gene Ontology annotation, cellular component: neuromuscular junction; synaptic vesicle membrane. Bases 60 to 737 code for a protein of 225 amino acids. The transcript is spliced from 4 exons.
CGAAGCGGCCACAGUGAGUUCCGGGCCGGGACAGGCGCGCGUAAAACAGCGUCAGGAUCAUGGAGAGCGGCGGAGGCGCUUACGGAGCCGCCAAGGCGGGCGGCACGUUCGACCUGUGGCACUUCUUGCAGCAGCCGCAGGUCAUUGCACGCCUUCUGAGCGCGAUAUUUGCACUCAUAGUGUUUUCUUGUAUCAUUGGAGAAGGCUACACUAACUACCAUGACAAAGAGGAGCUCUACUGCAUCUUUAACAAGAGCGAUUCUGCUUGCCGCUACGGCAUCGGUAUCGGGGUGGUUGCCUUCCUGGCUUGUAUAUUCUUCUUCAUGAUUGAUAUCUACUUCCCACAGAUCAGCAAUGCCACAGAUCGCAAGUACCUUGUUAUCGCUGACUUGGGCUUCUCAGCUGUCUGGACCCUUCUGUGGUUUAUCGCAUUCUGUGUGCUGACAAACCAGUGGGCAUCAACACAGGGCAAUGUUUACAUUGGGGCUGAUUCUGCCCGUGCGUCAAUUGCCUUCAGCUUCUUCUCCAUUUUCUCAUGGGCGCUCCUGAUCACCUUUGCUCUUCAGCGUUACCGCAUGGGUGUGCAAGCUUUCGAUCACAGCUACAUCGACCCGCCUCCUGGUUCCGCACCGCCUUACUCCAGCUACCCCAACGUCGGUCAUGAGAGCUACCAGCAGCCGCCCUUCACUCAUCCUGCCGAAGGGUCGGAGGGCUACCAGCCCCCACCCGUCUACUGAUUUCCACUAGCACUGUUGAAUGAUGCUGUCAGGGAUAGCCACAUAAGUGCAAUUAGUUCACUUCUUGGUUCGGGGAAAGGCCUCUACUGUGAAGGGUAAUAAUGGUGCCAUGGCUUUGUCUGUGGGUGCGCGUGCGUGUGCGAGAGAGAGGGGUUCUGGGUUAUUCCUGUUGCUCUGCUUCUUUUCAGGAAAUGCUUUUUGUUACUCUCAGGGCUUUGGGGGCCUUCUUGCUGGCCAGUGUAUUUGAAAUGUAAUGCAGAAGGGCAGCAGAGAAGAGGGGGUAGCUGGAUCUCUUUGCUUUUGCGGCUACGUUAAUUAUCAGCUCUGGCAAUGGCUAGAGACUUUAUCCAGCAGGCAGGGAAAAGGAUUUGCUCCUUUCUACUUGAAGCUGCCUGACUGAAGCCCUCACUGCUGCCUCUCACGUAACAUCGCCUUCCCACCAGUGCCUUGCUCUCCUUGGCUCAUUUCUAACGCUUCAGCCCCUGAAUGGGGCUUGAUUCCCACGGCUCCUAUGGUGCUGCCUUUCGGGGGCGAGCGAUGCCGGUGCAGUGCCUCCUUUUCAGCCACUGUUGAAAGGACAUGGCGCUGAUGCCGAGGCCCAAAGGCCCUGACAUUUCUUUCAGAAAGUUUGUAUAUAAAGCUUUGAUUGCACUUCCUGCAUUAGAGAGUAGAAGCUGGAUUUUCCUGUGUGUUCCCUCAGUUUUCCUUACCAGGUUAAAGCCUGGUAUAAGGCGGGAGGGGCCAGGCUCCCUGAAGAAUGGCUUUUCCGUAGUAAAUAUUCUAAUAAUAGCUUGGGAGCUGCUAAGCAGGCUUUCAGCGGAGGGGCAAUACUGUGCUGGGGUGGGAAAUCCACUUGCACAACACUUUCACUGCUAACCUUCCACUAGGUAGCUUUCAAGCCUUCCAGAGAAAGCUGUGCUUUCUGCAUGGAUGGCAGGGCUAAGUCACUUCAUAACUGCAUGUUAUGGGAAAGUUCUGGCAUUGGCAGCCUCACAAUAGGAAGGCGUGCAAGGAUUCUGAAGCGUUUUAAGUCUGUAUCAUGGCAGAAAUAAACCUGGUCACUCCCACCAUA